AAAAAAAGCAAAGUUGUCUAUACAUUUUUUUUGAUUGGUCAGUCGACGAGCGUUCGUUCAUCUAAAUACGCUUUCAAACCAAAAUGGAGGAUUUGUCGGUCGAGGUGUACGGUGAAAAUGGUGCUUAUUAUAAGGCCACUGUCACCGACGUUCUCGACAACGAGGUUCUUGUAGCCUUUGAAAAUGACUGGCAGCCAGAAUCCAAAUUUCCUUUCUCACAAGUGUUCUUACCGCCUAAGGACACGGGAAAACACACAGAGUUUGUGGAAAACCAGGAAGUCGAGGUGUUUGCCCGUUCCAAUGAGAAGGAAGCAUGCGGCUGGUGGACGGCCAAUAUCAAGAUGAUGAGGGGGGAGUUCUUGGUGAUAGAAUAUUUAGAAUGGGACAACUGCUACACGGAAAUAGUGCCAAAGGACCGUCUCCGGGUGAAGACCCCCAAGACCCCCAUCGACAAAACCACCUUCCACAAGUUUGAGAUACCGGUCCCUGAAGAUCUCAAAGACUACCUGCACGAGAUCCACAGCGCUAAGGUGGAGAACGCGCACAAGGAGUUCCAGAAGGCGAUCGGCGCGGCGAUCGUGUGGUACGUGCCCGAGCGGGGCGCGCUGGCCGUGCUCGCGCGCGGCGACUCCAGCCAGCGCCGGGCGCUCAUGCUGCAGGAGAUGCACUUCCGAAAUCUAACGCAGAAGUUGUUAUUGCUGAAAAAGACUGAAGAGGCGGCUAGACAGUUGGAGUCCACCAAAAUACACAACCAAGGAGGUAGCUUGGCGGGCGGCAGGUACUCGGAUGAGUUCAGCGUGCGCGAGGACCUGAUGGGGCUCGCCAUCGGCACGCACGGCGCCAACAUCCAGCUCGCGCGCAAGGUGCCCGGCGUCUCCAACAUCGAGCUGGAGGAGUGCUCCUGCACCUUCAAGAUCUGUGGCGAGAGUAUGGAGGCAGUGCGCGGCGCGCGCGCGCUCCUAGAAUACGCAGAGGAGUCCAUCAAGGUGCCGCGCGCGCUCGUCGGCAAGGUCAUCGGCAAGAACGGCAAGGUCAUCCAGGAGAUCGUCGACAAGAGCGGCGUCGUGCGUGUGAAGGUGGAGGGCGACAACGAGCCGGCUCCGGUGGGGCCGCGCGAGGAGGGCGUUGUGCCGUUCGUGUUCGUGGGCACGCGCGAGAACAUCGUCAACGCGCAGGUGCUCGUCGAGUACCACGUCGCGCACCUUAAGGAGGUGGAACAGUUGCGCGCUGAGAAGCACGAGAUCGACCAGCAGCUGCGCUCGGUGAUCGGCGGCACGUCCACGUCGUACCCGCCGCCGCGCGGACACCCCGCCGCGCGCGCGCGCCGUCGCCCACCGCCGCAGCGCUACCCGCCGGGUGAGUACACACCACCGGGAGCACACCGACCGGCAGCUGCGCUCGGUGAUCGGCGGCACGUCCACGUCGUACCCGCCGCCGCGCGGACACCCCGCCGCGCGCGCGCGCCGUCGCCCACCGCCGCAGCGCUACCCGCCGGGUGGUCGCCGUAUGACACCCGAACUGGGCGACGAGCGCGGCGAGGGCAGCUAUCGGGGCGGUCGCGGCGGCCGCGGGGCGCGAUCCAACCGAUCGAGCGAGCGCGGCGACGCCCGGCGCGGUGACCGCGGCGAGCGGCCCGACCGCGGCGACCGGCCCGAGCGGGGCGAGCGUCCCGAGCGGGGCGAGCGGCCCGAGCGCGAAGAGCGCCGCGCGCCGCUAGAGAACGGCCGCGCGCAUCCGCCGCGCGCGCCCAAC
This is a messenger RNA of Cydia strobilella, 1752 nucleotides long. RefSeq names its product RNA-binding protein FXR1 (gene Fmr1). Lineage: Eukaryota; Metazoa; Arthropoda; Insecta; Lepidoptera; Tortricidae. The record is from RefSeq and is a predicted model, not a curated record. Gene Ontology annotation, molecular function: mRNA 3'-UTR binding; protein homodimerization activity; translation regulator activity. Bases 84 to 1619 code for a protein of 511 amino acids. Gene Ontology annotation, cellular component: dendritic spine; neuronal ribonucleoprotein granule; membrane. The transcript is spliced from 12 exons. Gene Ontology annotation, biological process: central nervous system development; regulation of dendrite morphogenesis; regulation of modification of synaptic structure.